GGUUCCGGGGAGCCCGUGGGUGUGGGAGAAAGGCGGAGGACUUUGCUUUUGGUACCGGAAAGAAAGUGAAGUUUGGGGAGAGCACGGGACUAAGGCGCAACAGAAAGAAAAAUGGGUAUUAGGAGAAAAACUGAGUUUGGGGGGACUGUUUUUUUUUUUUUUUUCCAGCUUCCUUUCCAAGACUUUCUUUGCUCCACUUUGCUCCUCCCCCUCUUCCCCGCCUCCUCUCCCCCCUCCCCCUCCUCCUCCUGCGCGGUAAUGGGAGGCUCCUAGGCAGAAGCAAAAGAAGGAAUUGUUUGCGAGUUCAGUCAUCCAAAAAAGCUUCUUCCAUAUGGAGGGACCGGGUGCGCAGGGCGCGGCGUCCCCUGCCUUGUCCUCCCGCUGCUGCCGCCGCGGCCCCCGCUUCCUGCCGCAGGGACCCUGAGCCCCGGCCCGCCGGUGUCAGACGCCGCGAGCGCACACGCACACUCACACUUACACACACACGCGCACACACACUUCCACUCACGCCCGCCGCAGCCGCACGCACCCGCACGCGCCCUCCCUCCCCGGCCCGCAGCUUCUCGGUCCGGGGCUCCUUUGUUGCUCCCGCGGCCGCCGCUCUCCCGUAUUGUGUGUCCCCGGGUGUCACUGUGCGGGUUGUGUGUCCGUGCGGCACCGGGCUGUGUGGCUCUCUCCGCGCCCACCGCGCCCCCGGGCCCCGGCUCACCCUUCCCAGGAGCCGGCUGCACCAGAGGCAAUAAAUCAAUAUCCAUUUUCUCAAGGGCAGCAUGACAGUAUUUAAACAGUCUCCUUGGACUAAGGUGGGGACUGAUGCCCCCAUACAUCUGUCCAACCUGUUUCCUGAACUUAAAGUGAAUCUGAGGCAAGAGUUUGGCCGUUUUGAGGCCCAGAACAAGCUUCCUGGAACCCGUGACCCAUGAAGUCUUGUCAACAUUCACAUCGUCUGAGGGUAUCAGCAAUGAAGUAGAAGAAGCAGAGUGUAGCAGGGGAUUGCGGUACCUCUUUGAGUGACUCCUUUGGCUUACGGGACGUUGACACACCAUGCCGCGUGGGAUGAUGAUAACGCAGAGAGGAAAGAGGUCCGAGGUCACACUUGCUUGCCUCCUCUUGGCCAUGGCGGGCUGCUUCGCAAACCUGAACGAGGUUCCUCAGGUCACUGUCCAGCCUUCUUCCACCGUCCAGAAGCUCGGAGGAACCGUGAUCUUGGGCUGCGUGGUGGAGCCCCCCUGGAUGAACACCACCUGGCGCCUGAACGGGAAGGAGCUGAAUGGCUCGGACGAUGCCCUGGGCGUCCUCAUCACCCGCGGGACCCUCGUCAUCACUGCCCUCAACAACCACACUGUGGGACGGUACCAGUGUGUGGCCCGGAUGCCUGCAGGGGCUGUGGCCAGCGUACCAGCCACCGUGACACUAGCUAAUCUCCAGGACUUCAAGUUAGACGUGCAGCAUGUGAUUGAAGUGGAUGAGGGGAACACGGCGGUCAUCGCCUGUCACCUUCCUGAGAGCCACCCAAAAGCCCAGGUCCGAUACAGCGUCAAACACGAGUGGCUGGAGGCCUCCAGAGAUAACUACCUGAUCAUGCCGUCGGGGAACCUCCAGAUUGUGAACGCCAGCCAGGAGGACGAGGGGAUGUACAAGUGCGCUGCCUACAACCCAGUGACCCAGGAAGUGAAAACCUCGGGCACCAGUGACAGGCUGCGCGUGCGCCGCUCCACUGCUGAGGCUGCCCGCAUCAUCUACCCGCCAGAGGCCCAGACGAUCGUUGUCACCAAAGGCCAGAGUCUCAUCCUGGAGUGUGUGGCCGGUGGGAUCCCACCCCCGAGGGUCACCUGGGCCAAGGAUGGGUCCAGUGUCGCCAGCUACAACAAGACACGUUUCCUGCUGAGCAACCUCCUCAUUGACACCACCAGCGAGGAGGACUCUGGGACCUACCGCUGCAUGGCUGACAACGGGGUUGGGGAUCCCGGGGCCGCGGUCAUCCUCUACAACGUCCAGGUGUUCGAACCCCCCGAGGUCACCAUGGAGCUGUCCCAGCUGGUCAUCCCUUGGGGCCAGAGCGCCAAGCUCACCUGUGAGGUGCGAGGGAACCCCCCGCCCUCCGUGCUGUGGCUGAGGAACGCCGUGCCCCUCACCUCCAGCCAGCGCCUCCGACUGUCCCGUAGGGCCCUGCGGGUGGUCAGUGUAGGGCCCGAGGAUGAAGGCGUCUACCAGUGCAUGGCCGAGAAUGAAGUCGGGAGCGCCCACGCUGUGGUCCAGCUGAGGACCGCCAGGCCGGGCACCACCCUGCGGCCAUGGCGGGAUGCUAAGCCGGCCACUGCCACGCCUCCUGUGCCCCCGCCCGGACCCGGAAGCCCUGCGCAGAUGCCAAAGGGCCACCCAGGGGUCCUGAGGCCUCCGGCGUCGGCGCAGCCAGCGCCCUUGCCGUGCCUGGGAGAGCAGGGGCAGGCGGCCCCCGCCGAGGCGCCUGUCAUCCUCAGCUCGCCCCGCACCUCCAAGACUGACUCGUACGAGCUGGUGUGGCGGCCUCGGCACGAGGGCAGCGGCUGGGCACCGAUCCUCUACUAUGUGGUGAAACACCGCAAGCAGGUCACAAACUCCUCUGACGACUGGACCAUCUCUGGCAUUCCAGCCAGCCAGCACCGCCUGACCCUCACCAGACUCGACCCUGGGAGCUUGUAUGAAGUAGAGAUGGCAGCCUACAACUGUGCAGGCGAAGGCCAGACGGCCAUGGUCACCUUCCGAACUGGACGGCGGCCCAAACCUGAAAUCAUGGCCAGCAAAGAGCAGCAGAUCCAGAGAGAUGACCCCGGAGCCAGCCCCCAGAGCAGCAGCCAGCCGGACCACGGCCGCCUGUCCCCCCCAGAAGCUCCAGACAGGCCCACUAUCUCCAUGGCCUCUGAGACCUCAGUGUAUGUGACUUGGAUUCCACGUGGGAAUGGCGGCUUCCCCAUCCAGUCCUUCCGAGUGGAGUACAAGAAGCUGAAGAAAGUGGGGGACUGGAUUCUGGCCACCAGCGCUAUCCCUCCCUCCCGGCUCUCGGUGGAGAUCACAGGCCUAGAGAAAGGCACCUCCUACAAGUUCCGAGUCCGGGCUCUGAACAUGCUGGGGGAGAGCGAGCCCAGCGCCCCCUCCCGGCCCUAUGCUGUGUCAGGCUACAGCGGCCGCGUGUACGAGAGGCCCGUGGCAGGCCCUUACAUCACCUUCACCGAUGCCAUCAACGAGACCACCAUCAUGCUCAAGUGGAUGUAUAUUCCAGCAAGUAACAACAACACCCCAAUCCAUGGCUUUUAUAUCUAUUACCGACCCACGGACAGUGACAAUGAUAGUGACUACAAGAAGGAUAUGGUGGAAGGGGAUAGAUACUGGCACUCCAUCAGCCACCUGCAGCCAGAGACCUCCUAUGACAUUAAGAUGCAGUGCUUCAACGAAGGAGGGGAGAGUGAGUUCAGCAACGUGAUGAUCUGUGAAACCAAAGCCCGGAAGUCUUCUGGUCAGCCUGGUCGACUCCCACCCCCAACUCUGGCCCCGCCACAGCUACCACCCCAUGAAACCAUAGAGCGGCCGGUGGGCACAGGGGCCAUGGUGGCCCGCUCCAGUGACCUGCCCUACCUGAUUGUCGGGGUCGUCCUGGGCUCCAUCGUCCUCAUCAUCGUUGCCUUCAUCCCCUUCUGCUUAUGGAGGGCCUGGUCUAAGCAAAAACAUACAACAGACCUGGGUUUUCCUCGAAGUGCCCUUCUGCCUUCCUCCUGCCAAUACACUAUGGUACCACUGGGAGGGCUCCCAGGCCACCGAGCCAAUGGGCAGCCCUACCUCAGUGGCACCAGCGGACGGGCCUGUACCAAUGGGGUACAUGUGAACAGGGCCUGCCCUGCAGCUGCCAUGGGCUACCCAGGCAUGAAGCCUCAGCAGCGCCGCCCAGGGGAGCUUCAGCAGCAGGAUGACACCAACAGCACGCUGAGGCAGACCGUUCUUGGCAGUGGAUGUGACCCCCCCAGUCACCAGAUUCCCAGGGCUCCCAAGCCUAACCCGGACGAGGGCUCUUUCUUGUACACACUGCCCGAUGACUCAGCUUGCCAGCUGCUCCAGCCUCAGCAGGACUGCCACCACCUCCAGGGGCAGCCAGCAGCCACGGGCCAGCCCGGCAUGAGGCGUGUACCCCAGGGUCCUGGGCUGGAAGCCACGUGGGACCCUCUUUCUCACCCAGGGCCCCGGUGCUGCUUGGGCCUCGUACCGGUUGAAGAGGUGGCCAGUCCUGACUCCUGCCCUGCGGGGAGAGGAGACUGGUGUCCCCAGCACCCCGUGGGGGCCUACGUAGGGCAGGAACUUGGGAUGCGGCUCUCCCCCAGCCCACCGGUUCACGUGUCUUUUGAAACACCACCUCCUACAAUUUAGGCAGAAGCUGAUAUCCUAGAAAGACACUAUAUAUUGUUGUUUCUUUUAAAAAGAGAGGAAAUUGGUAUUUAUUUUUCUAUAAUAGCCAUAUUUAUAUAUUUAUGCACUUGUAAAUAAAUGUAUAUGUUUUUAUAAUUCUGGAGAGACAUAGGGAAUCCUCCCCACUGAGGUCUGAGGUGGGAAGCAAAGAAGCCGCAACGGAACAGGAGUCAACGGGGAAAGAGCAGCACAGACUGAGGAGGCAGCCCGUCCCUUAGACCCUCCGCCGCUGCCUGGGCCCCUGCAGAAGGCCCACAGAGAAGGCCGUGGAAGGAGGACUCCUAGGCACACUGUCCACAGUGACUGCAAGAGAAGGGCCAGGACCAUGCGAUCAGAGGCUGCAGCCACCCGUGACAGUGGCUGGAUCUGGUGCUACAGGAAACGUUUUCCCAAGAUGCCCGUGAGACUAGACUAAGAUGUGUAUAGUACUAUAAGCAUUAACAAACCUUCCAGAAUCAAUAAUCUGUGGCAACAUAUCUCUGUAAAAAUAAACACUGUAAAUGUCUAAAUAAAUGUUUAGUCUUCCCUGUAACCUACAGCUUA
Molecule: messenger RNA, 4977 nt
Organism: Mesoplodon densirostris (Blainville's beaked whale)
Lineage: Eukaryota; Metazoa; Chordata; Mammalia; Artiodactyla; Ziphiidae
Gene: BOC
Product: BOC cell adhesion associated, oncogene regulated
Exons: 21
Coding region: 1045-4395 (1116 amino acids)
Biological process (GO): cell-cell adhesion; nervous system development; axon guidance
Cellular component (GO): axon; plasma membrane
Molecular function (GO): protein binding
Source: RefSeq, a predicted model, not a curated record